Messenger RNA from Bolinopsis microptera, 1636 nucleotides. Its product is annotated as solute carrier family 25 member 35-like. The record is from RefSeq and is a predicted model, not a curated record. The transcript has a single exon. Lineage: Eukaryota; Metazoa; Ctenophora; Tentaculata; Lobata; Bolinopsidae. The coding region runs from base 90 to 1013 and encodes 307 amino acids.
UCAAUUCAAGAUACCCAGUUUGUAUAACCUCUGAUCUCAUGAAAUAGCUGAUUUAGUCUUGUCAUAUUUCCAAAGGUACCAAGGAAACAAUGACUGGUGACAAGUUACCUAAUAAUUUAGAUUUAUUUAAAAUCAUUGGCUACUCAAAGGAAUAUCUAUUUGGUGGUUGUGCAACAGCUACAGCAGGUCUCUUCACAAACCCAUUGGAUCUUGUGAAAACACGAUUUCAACUUCAAGGAGAGUUGAAGACACGCGGUGCUUAUGAAGUGAAGUAUAAAAAUAUUAUCGAUGCCUUCAUCAAAAUUAGCCAACGCGAAGGAAUCACUGGUCUUCAGAAGGGUUUGUCUUCAGCCCUUGCUUAUCAAUUGGCUAUGAACAGUACACGGCUUGGUACUUACCAAACCAUAACUAAUUCUGGUAUUACCACAAAUAAUUCAGGUGAACAAACAUUUUGUAAGCUUGCUUUAGCAGGAGCAUUUUCGGGGUGCUGUGGAUCUAUACUUGCCAAUCCAUUUUACUUGGCUAAGGUACAAAUGCAAUCUGCAGCAAAUCCUUCCAUAGCUGUUGGAUAUCAACACAGCCACUCUGGUCUUAUGCAAGCUCUAUCUACAGCAUACCGUUCUUCUGGAGGUCUAACUCAAGGCUUGACUAGUGCAAUGGCAAGGGUCAGUGUUGGAUCAGCAACUCAACUGGCUACAUUCACCAGGAUUAAGCAGAUUUUGAUUGCUGCGAAUGUUACGGAGUCUGAGUUUGGCAUUGUUUGUAUGGCAAGUGUAUGUAGCAGCUUGGCUUUGACUCUCACCAUGACUCCAUUUGAUGUUGUUGCAACGAGGAUGUUCAACCAGAAGCAUGGACUGUACUAUGAUGGCUUUUUGGACUGUAUCACAAAAAUGUACAAGCAUGAGGGAGUGGCAGGGUUCUACAAGGGAACAUUUGCUCACUUUUUUAGGAUUGGUCCCCACUCCAUACUCACUUUGACAAUAUGGGACAGGUAUAGAACGUGGUUCUUGUAAAUAAUUGUCUUAAAACUAAAUUACAAUUUCAUAGUAAUUUUCAUAUAAUGGUAUACAUAUUUUUAUAAUUAUAAAUUCGGUUUUUAUAUUUCAGUUAGUUAUAUUUAUAUUAUGAUUAUCAACAUUGUUAAGACAAGUUAAAUUGAGCGAUAUAUUUUCAAUUUCUGUCAACUCAAACAUGAUUGAAAGGGAUUAGUUAAUUGAUGGUGAUUCGUGCAUUGAAAACAUGGUUUCAAAAAUAUUUUUAUGAAACAGAAACGCAAAUUUUGUAUAGCUGGGUAGGAAGGGAAAGAUAUGAAUAUUUUGGUUUUUGAAAACCUUUGUUUCGUUCAAAAUCUUAAACGGCUUGAUAGGAUCUUAUUCAAAUUGAAAACAUAAUAAUACCAAUCAAUUGGCACUGCUUUACCAAUGAUUACAGUUGAUAGAAAUUUAUUUACCACGAUUAUUGCUCAUGAAAGAAUUUGCUUGCUUUUUGUGUUUUAUUUUUACUUUUUAUAUGUAGCUAUCAAGGAAUGUCUUUGACUUAGAAUAGAGUUAGAAUAGAAUUAGAAAAGGAAGUUGUAUGUUUAUGUUAUUUUGUAUUUUUUAUUUUAUACUUUAUAUUAUUUAUUUUACAGUUUUGA